ACAGGCAUGAGCAACGCGCGCUGAGAUGCGCGAGUUUAUGGACUAUGUCCACAGUGCUUUCUACGAGGCCACGGGAUGGAGACGCGACAAUUCGUACGCAGCGCUGAAUUCGACGACUGAUGCUCUGUUGAACUUUCGCACUCCUCGAGGCCUUCGCCUCACCCUCUCGGCACUCGCAAGCCCCAACUUCGCCACGUCUUACCAGCUGGGCUCCGUCGGCGUGGUCGAUGGCUCCAUAUCCUACCUCUUCUCCUCAGUUCCUCUGCGACUCCUCUUGACGCCCCAGUCCGAAAAUGUCCCGCUCCCUGAUCUCCUGCGGUCCUAUCGACCACUGACGCCGGUUGCUCGCCGAGACGUCCCCUCACUGCGACGACCCGACGACGAGGACAAGACCAACGAGUCGCUUCUGUACGGCAGACUAUAUCUACCCCGGUCGCAGCUGGAGGCGCUCCUGGUGAGACGGCUGUCUCCCGCUUUGCAGGCCCAGUUCAGCGCCGUGUCGGGCCAGCAUCUCAGGGACGGGGGCACGGCGCUGGGAUUGCUCCAGUACGACGUGGGACGGUAUGCGCUCGAGGGGUUGGCGUCCACGGACGGUGGGCUGCUGGGCUUCAGAGGGGUGUACAAUUUCGGGGGCGACCUGAGCAGCAAAAAGCACGCCCAGCAUCACCCGGCUGCGUCCCCUGCGGAGAAUAAUGGAAACGGCGGUGGCAAUGGCGACAAAGAGAGGAUAUACGGGCGUUUCAGCACUGGAGGAGAGAUAUACUACGGCACGCUGAACAAGUCUGGGGGCAUCAGCAUCGGCGCCAGAUUCGCUACGCUGCCGGAUCACAAGGGGACGCCGCUGUCUGCCACGCUGACGCUGAAUCCUCUGAUGGGGAACAUUGCGGCUAGCUACGCGGUCAUGGCUGGCAAGGACUGCAGCCUCGCAACGCGCAUGGAGUUUAACAUUUUCAGCUAUGAAAGCUCCUGGGCUGUGGGGAUGGAGCUCUGGAGGAAGCCGUUUGCUCGGUUGGCGGUAGAUGAUGGAGAACCCUCUGACGCGGAUCUUCCUGCGAAGACGACGGCUUCAAAUUUCAAUGCCAAGCUGGAGUGGAGGCUUGACGAGCCGGACAAGGCUGCGGAAAAGAAGACGGGAUCCAAGAUGAACGGAAGCAAUGCCGGAAAGUCAAAAGAAAAGGGGGAGAAGGAGCAGGAAUACGCCGGUGUCGUCAAGGCGAGGCUGGACCAGAAUCUCCGGCUUGGAGUACUAUGGGAAGGGCGAGUAAAGUCGCUGCUGUUUAGUCUGGGCAGCGGGAUCGAUCUGAGGAUGAUGAACAAGCCGUUUCGAACACUAGGUCUCGAGGUUCAGUUUUCAUCAUAAUGC
Molecule: messenger RNA, 1363 nt
Organism: Trichoderma citrinoviride
Lineage: Eukaryota; Fungi; Ascomycota; Sordariomycetes; Hypocreales; Hypocreaceae
Exons: 4
Coding region: 26-1360 (444 amino acids)
Biological process (GO): phospholipid transport; mitochondrial outer membrane translocase complex assembly; protein insertion into mitochondrial outer membrane
Cellular component (GO): ERMES complex; SAM complex
Source: RefSeq, a predicted model, not a curated record